AUGUCAGCGAUAGAGAACCUGACAGAGAAUCUGGAGUCAGACAUCGAGGACAUGAAAAGGAAGUCUAAGAAACGGAACCUUGGGAAUUUCCCCUGUCCAGAUUGUGGGAAAAUCUUUACAAGAACUGAUCAUUUAUCGAGACACUAUUUAAAUCAUAAACCUAAGGAAGUGUUCGAAUGUGAAUUUCCUGUUGAAACAAUCGGCGGAGGAAAAAGAAAAUGUGGUAAAAGAUUUGUAAGAAGAGAUUUAAAAGAUAGGCAUUUGAAACGUCAUUUGUCAAGUAGCCCCAAUGUCAGAGUAAACUGGUCAAGUUUACCUUCUGACACAUCCACUGAGAUGAAAGAUUCCCCAGAAUCAGCCAAAACAUUUCCUAGAACAAAUUCAAUAGCAGAUACUCCCAUAAAUAUACCUCAUAAACCUGCAUCCAUCGGUGGAGAAUCUCCUUUACAAAUAUCGAAUCUAAUCAAUAAUAACGAGUCAAAUUUACCUAUCUUCGAUAGAUCAUUAAUGAAUAAGAGUUCCAAUUUUAAUUCUCCUGGAAUCGAGAACAAAGCCAUUUUCAGCAGAGCAUCAAUUGAUAGUAAAUCAAAUUUCAUGCCUUCAUCUGCUGAUAGUAAGAAUUCAUCAAUCCUGUUGGCAGAUUUACCUCCAGGUUUGAAGCCAAUGGUUGAGCAUAUCAGUAAUGGAGAUUAUAACACUCAGAUGAAUAAGAAAAGUCUCCCAACGAGUAAUAUGCCAAACAGCGUCCCGCUGAAUGUGAAUUAUAACCUUGGUCCUGAAACUUCGAACGACUUCUUUCAAAGUCAGACUGAUAUACUAUCAUGGCUUUUCACUGAUCUGCCACCAAUUAAUAAUGGCUACACUAGGAUUGAUGGUUCGGUUAUGCAGGUGCCUUCCAUAGUCAAUAGUCCUAACGCUGAUAAUCAAAUGAAUUCCAUAUAUGAAUUGCAUGAUAACAACAUUUUCCAGUACGAGAUGAAUCCAUUGGACGAAGUAAUGUUAAGGAACUAUAACCAAUCAAGUAACAAAAUGCAGCCAGUGAAGAAUGAGAACGAAGUUACAACGGAGGCUGGUUCCCGGUCAGUGUUUGGAAGUCAUUUUUCUCCUUUAAAUGAAUUGACUCCAUUUAACUACAGUGUUCCAUCUUCUUCCAUAUCAAUGAAUUCUCCAACAAAUACUAAUGAAUCGAAUCCUACUCCUAAACUGAUAAAUGAUUUAUUCAGUCCAAAUAUCAAUAAUCAGCAAAAGAGGUUGCAUGAAUAUGGUAUCAAAUAUAAUAUAGCCAAAAAUGAUCACAUACAUAUCGACAAAAUAAUACUUAGUAAGGUGUUCGAAGCGCUCCCCAGUUUAUCUAAGAGUCAGGUAGAACUCUACUUCAAUGACAAGAUAUUAGUAGAAGAUCGAUUUUCAUAUUAUUUGUCGAUAUACUGGUUGGUAUUCCAUCCACAAUUCAAUUUCCUUCACAAACCGUCGUUCAAAACAUCGACAGCAGAGCCUUUGUUGUUGUUUUCAAUGAUAUUGGUUGGUUGUAACUACUGUACAAAUCCAGCAAACCUCAAUACUGUUCUGUCUCCAAGAUUUAAGUCACUGGAAUACAAAUUAGCAUUGAACAUAGCUGUUCCUUUGAGAUACGCCAUCUUUGAGCAUGAAGAUUUCAAAUCUCCUGUUAAGUUAUGGAUAUUACAAAGUUUGAAUCUUUUAGAAUGGAGUGAGAAGAAUUUCUUGUCAAGAAAGAUGCAUGAAAGAGCACAUGUACAUCAUGCUUCGACUGUUCAAUUAAUGAGGAGAUCACCAGUAUUUGGUGGUAACCCGGGAGACAAAAGUUCAGGUAAUGGCACAUCUGGAACUCAUAUUGUUAAUGAUGAGAAUGAUAAUGAAGACUUAGAUGUGGAUAGUAGUGAGAUUGAUAAAGAGAAGAAAAAAUCCAUGAAAAAUGAUAUGGAAUUAUUCAAAAAAUGGGUUGAGUCGGAGUCAAUGAAGAGAAUCACUUUCAUGACAUUCUACCUUGAUAUCGCAGAUUAUGUCAAAUUUCGUCAUAAUCCUGUAAUUUUGUUCCAUCAGUUACAAAUCAUGAAAUUACCAUGUAAUGAUGAAUUGUGGGAAGCAAGUGAUGUGAAUAAUUCAUUCAUAAAAAUUUUGAAAAAGCAAAAGAAAUUUCAAUCUACAAAUGUUCAUGAUAAUAAUUUGUCCAACGAAAGAUUCUUAACUAUUUUAAAGAAGUUGUUGAACAAUAACGCAAACUUUUCUUAUCACUUAUCACCUUUCGUGAAGAAAAUUCUCUACGGGGGUUUGAUUUCAGUUAUGUAUGAGAUGCAACAGUUUGAAUUGCAAAACACUUCCUCGUUGAUAUCAAUACCUAAUUCCAAAGGGAAUUUUCAAGUUUGGAAAGAACUAUUAACAACAGGCAUAGAAAAUUUUGGAAGGAACAUCAAAGAGAAUUGCACCCAAAUAGCAUUAAAUAAGGAUUCAACCAAAUUCAUUGAUUGUUCAGUCUCGACAUGUAAAUUCCCAAUCUAUCAUAUAACUCAAAUAGUAGGUAUGCCUGAUUUGAAUACUUAUGAUGGAUCUAUUUACUGUGGAUCCCCAGCAAAUCAAAAUGUUAAGAUCAAUGCCAAGGAUAGAUUGAUAGUAGAAAGAAAACUUCUGAGUCUCUGGCUCAAACCUCAUCAAUCAAGUAAUAUUAAUGAUAUAGUGAAUUUGAAAAGUAUAGUUCAUUGUUAUAUAUUCUUAUGGGAAACUUUAUUAGCAGAUAAUUCACCUUUAAAUAAAGUUGAAAAUGAAGAAUGGUCACCCGAUAAAGAUUACUUUGACGCCAUCUUUGGUAUCAGUAUAGCUAUGGAGACAUUAUGGAGUUAUUGUUAUUUGACUUCAGGGAUUGAAAGUCUGAGAUAUAAUGACAUCCAGAAUAUUGAAGAAUUGAAUUAUUUGGAACUCAUCGAGUCAAGUGUUGAAACAGGUUAUGAAUAUUUGAGUAGGAUCAAACAAGAAUUUUUGUUCAAUUUAAAGAGGCAUAAUUUGCAUCAUAGUCAUUCGAUUGAAAACUUAUAUAACCCCAAUAGUGAAGUGUCGCCUCAUGAAAUCUUGGUCAAAUACUGUGAAAUCUUACCUAAAAUAUCCAAUAAACAAAACAUUUCAGGGUUGUGCUUUUUAGUGGGAGCAAAAUUAUAUAAUAAUCAAUGGUUCUUAGUUCGUGAAAAUGGGAAAUUAAUAAUUCAUUGUGGUUUAAGGUCGAUCGGAAAGAAAGAAGUAAUCUGUCAUGAUUUAUUUGAUGUUGAAUUGAAGGAUUAA
Messenger RNA from Yamadazyma jaroonii, 3288 nucleotides. NCBI's taxonomy places the organism in Eukaryota, Fungi, Ascomycota, Pichiomycetes, Serinales, Debaryomycetaceae. The record is from the annotation of a GenBank genome assembly.